This is a messenger RNA of Epinephelus moara (kelp grouper), 1084 nucleotides long. Its product is annotated as low affinity immunoglobulin gamma Fc region receptor II-b-like. Gene Ontology annotation, molecular function: transmembrane signaling receptor activity. The record is from RefSeq and is a predicted model, not a curated record. The transcript is spliced from 9 exons. Lineage: Eukaryota; Metazoa; Chordata; Actinopteri; Perciformes; Serranidae. Gene Ontology annotation, biological process: cell surface receptor signaling pathway. The coding region runs from base 13 to 933 and encodes 306 amino acids.
CAGCAAGACGACAUGGAGGUCACAGCGCUCUGCAUCAGACUGUUGAUGACUGUGUUGUUGCGUCUGGUUGCACAUGUUGACUUCAGUGAUUGUCAAAGAGCUGAUGUGGGUUUCCCUCAGGUUGUUCCAAACCGACAGCAGUUCUUUGAAUAUGAGCCCAUUACUGUCACCUGUGAGGGUCUGGAGGGACUGACUGGAUGGAGAGUGGUGAGGAGGAUCGGAGGUGCUGUCAAAACAUGUGCUGCUUCCUGGUCAACGUCAACAGGACCCUGUAAAAUAAAGAAUGCCAUAGUGGCAGUUGACAGUGGAGAAUACUGGUGUGAAAUGGGAGGAGCAAAGAAAAGCAACACUGUCAACAUCACUGUCACUGGUGGCUCUGUGAUCCUGGAGAGUCCUGCCUUUCCUGUGAUGGUGGGAGAUGAUGUAACUCUGCACUGCAGAAACAAGCAGAUGUCCUCCAACCUCACCGCUGCAUUUUUUCAAGAUGGCCACUUAAUGGAGAACAGCUCUAUGGGAAACCUGACUCUCAACAGUGUUUCCAAGUCUGAUGAAGGACUCUACACGUGCAGCAUCCCUGAAGAUGGACAAUCAUCAGCGAGCUGGCUGAUUGUCAGAGCAGCUGACAAGGUGCCUCAUCGUGGCCUUCAGCUCCCUCUGCUGCUCUGCAUUGCUGUCAGUGUUUUCUUGGUGGUUCUGCUGCUGUUGAUGGGAUUACUGCAAUGUGGGAAACAUCGGACAAUCACAAUAGAUAUCCCAACCUCUCCUCCCUCCAUCCAGUCUUUCUGUUCUCCACUAACAGUGGCUGAAGUGGAAAGUGAAGCUGCUCCAAACCGGGAAACAUAUGCUGUCAUUACAAACCUCAGGAGGGAGUAUGAUAAUGAAGAGCCCUUAUUUAUGCCUGUUUACCACACCUUAAGCCUGGGGACGGCUUGACACACAGUCCACCAUGGAAAGGUUACAGAGAGCAGAGACUAAUGUCUGAAGAAGGAAGGAGAGUCUAUUUAAAGCUUUGUAAUGCGUGCAGGUCAUGUGACCACACAAAGCUCUUUUGUUACAUUUUUAAUCACCUCAACUGCAGAAUGAA